Molecule: messenger RNA, 974 nt
Organism: Cuscuta campestris
Lineage: Eukaryota; Viridiplantae; Streptophyta; Magnoliopsida; Solanales; Convolvulaceae
Source: the annotation of a GenBank genome assembly
GCAACAUAAAAAGCUCAUGAACGGAGUAAUACAUUAAUGAAUCAAUAUAAUUAAUUAGUAAUUUAAACGAGCCUGCAAUUAAUUAAGCUAUUAUUAUUAUAUGGAGCUCAUGCCGGAAGACUGCAUGGUCGAAAUCCUGUCCCGGGUCCCGCCCCACCUGGCCUGCCGGUCGUCGCUGGUGUCAACCGCCUUCCGCAGCGCCGUGGAGUCAGAGCUGCUGUGGGAUGCGUUUCUGCCGUCCGAUUACCCGGAGAUUUUGCUCCGGUCAGUGUCUCCCCCCGUGAGGGUAUUCCGGUCCAAGAAAGAGUUGUUUGUCAAGCUUUUGAGCCCCAUUCUCAUUGACGGAGGCCAUAAGACGUUUUGGAUAGACAGAGGAAGCAGCAAGAAAUCUUACACGUUGAGUGCGAGAGAACUUUCUAUUGCCUUUUCCAGUAAUGCCCUCUAUUGGUGCUGGAAGCCCCUCUUUGGUUCUAGGUUUCCGGAAAUUGUGGAGCUUGUAAUGAUAUGCUGGCUAGAAAUGACCGGGAAGAUGAAGACUCGCAUGUUGUCCCCACACACAACCUACGUGGCCUACUUCGUUUUCAAGCUCGCGGGUCGGGCAUUCGGCUUGGACUCCCUACCCUCCGAGAUAACAAUCAAAGUCGGGGGUUACGAGUCGCACAAAAUUGCGUACUUGCGUCGCAAGCCGGACGCAAAACAAGCGCUAUUGGAACGCGUUUUCUUGCAGAACAGGAUGGAGAUUUUAAGGUCGCGGCUUGAAGAGGGACAAGAGUGUGUUGUUCGCGAGCGUGGGGAUGGGUGGCUCGAGAUUGAGUUGGGAGAGUUUUAUAACGACGAUGGGAAUGAUCAAGACAAGGAGGUUGAGAUGUGUGUGAGGGAGGUUAAAGGUGGGCAUCUUAAGGGAGGACUCAUUGUUGAGGGCUUUGAGCUUAGACCCAAGUAGCUAGGAACAUUAAGAAAUUAUUUAUGGCUUU